UUGGCUGAUGGCUUCACACCGGAAUCGAACCAUGGGGCCCCUGCGGCCACUGUACACCCAUCCCAGCUUCUUAUUUCCCCGACUUUCCUCCGUCAAGGAGGAUUAAACUUUCCCUCCGUCAAGGUGGAGUAAAGUCGGGCCAGAGAUGCAGAAAGUAGUCAUUGUAACUGGCGCCAACAGUGGCAUCGGUCUGGCCCUGUGUGAGAGGCUCCUGACUGAGGACCCCCAGCUCCUCUUGUGCCUGGCAUGCAGGAACAUGCAGAAGGCCCAAGCUGCCCGCCGUGCCCUUCUGACCUCCCACGCCCACGCCCGCCUGGAUCUACUGCACCUGGAUGUGGCGUCUGUGCAGUCCGUGCUGGCGGCCGCCCGGGAGCUUCGGUCCAGGUACAACAGAGUGGACUUUUUGUACCUGAAUGCAGGAAUUAUGCCCAAUCCACAAGUGGACUUCAAAGCUUUUGUCAAGGGUCUGUUCUCCAGGAACGUGGUCAACAUGUUUGCCACCGCAGAGGGUCUCCUCACCCAGCAGGACCGCCUCAACCCUGACGGUCUGCAGGAGGUCUUUGCUACCAACCUCUUUGGUCAUUUUCUCCUGAUCAGAGAGCUGGAGCCUCUGCUGUGUCAGGAGGCUCACACGUCUCGUCUGGUGUGGACCUCCUCCAGCAACGCCCGGCGCAGCGCCUUCAGCGUGGAAGACAUCCAGCACAGGAAGGGGUCGGAGCCCUACAGCUCCUCCAAGUACGCCUGUGACAUGCUCAGUGUGGCCCUCAACACGCACAACAACAGCCAGGGGCUUUUCUCCUCGGUGAUAUGUCCAGGACUGGUGAUGACCAACCUAACUUACGGGAUCCUGCCUUCCUUCCUUUGGACUCUCAUCAUGCCAAUCAUGUGGCUGAUCAGGAUCUUCACCCACACCUUCACUCUCACACCCUACAACGGAGCGGGGUCUCUGCACUGGCUGUUCCUUCAAACCCCCGAGUCUCUGGACCCCCGGGCAAAGUAUCACAGCUUAACGUCGGGACUUGGGACAAACUACACAGAACCACGGCAGAUGGACGUUGACGACAGCAUGUGCCAAGUGCUUUAUGACAAACUUCUCCAGCUGGAGAAGGAAGUCAGGAGAAGAUGUCGUUAGAGAGGAGUUCAUUAACUGGAGUGUAAUGACAUGGACUGUACGUAAAGGCUGCGUUUACCUCUGGAGCCAAUGAUAAAUGCUCUUAUUUACCUGGCCUUGUAUGUCCUGCCCUGUGUCUUCAUUCAUGUGAUGGUGUUUACAGUCUAACAGGAACCUGCUACUCACUGCUGGAGGAAGCCACUUGGCCUUUGCCAACACUCAGCUGGACAACUAUUCAAGGGUCUGGAUCAGGGAUUCUCAAACUGGUACGGUAUGCCAAAGUACAGUGUUGUAUUAUUGGAAUGUUGGUCAUUAUGGCGGUACUAGUUUAAGAACCCCUGGUCUCCAUUGAAUCUAGAUACAAUUGUUUGGCCACAAUUUACAAACCCCGUUUCCAUAUGAGUUGGGGAAUUGUGUUAG
Entelurus aequoreus (snake pipefish) is the source of this 1531-nucleotide messenger RNA. It is a transcript of the gene hsd17b7, whose product is annotated as hydroxysteroid (17-beta) dehydrogenase 7. Lineage: Eukaryota; Metazoa; Chordata; Actinopteri; Syngnathiformes; Syngnathidae. Gene Ontology annotation, cellular component: endoplasmic reticulum membrane. The transcript has 9 exons. Gene Ontology annotation, biological process: cholesterol biosynthetic process. Bases 146 to 1132 code for a protein of 328 amino acids. The record is from RefSeq and is a predicted model, not a curated record. Gene Ontology annotation, molecular function: 3-beta-hydroxysteroid 3-dehydrogenase (NADP+) activity; 5-alpha-androstane-3-beta,17-beta-diol dehydrogenase (NADP+) activity; estradiol 17-beta-dehydrogenase [NAD(P)+] activity.